This is a messenger RNA of Orussus abietinus, 3311 nucleotides long. RefSeq names its product DNA mismatch repair protein Mlh1 (gene Mlh1). The record is from RefSeq and is a predicted model, not a curated record. NCBI's taxonomy places the organism in Eukaryota, Metazoa, Arthropoda, Insecta, Hymenoptera, Orussidae. The coding region runs from base 359 to 3076 and encodes 905 amino acids. Gene Ontology annotation, cellular component: MutLalpha complex. Gene Ontology annotation, biological process: mismatch repair. The transcript is spliced from 9 exons. Gene Ontology annotation, molecular function: mismatched DNA binding; ATP hydrolysis activity; ATP binding.
CCUCCCGCGAAUCUGUAACUUUCACUAUGAUAGAAACCAACUCAUCUCUGGAUAGAAAUGUGAGGUACUUCGUAUGAGAUUGACAUGGACGAGUGUGAAAUUGGAUCUAAGCUCAAUGGCAGCAACGACGUUCGGUUAAAUCCUAUGAGAUGAUACACUACGCAGUAAAUGGUAACUUGACACAUCCUUUAUUUGUCGUUUAAAUAAAGUUUGUUCAAAUAUUAAGUACAAAAAAACAAUCAGUGAUGCCACGGUAAACGUUCCAAACAAGAAUAGUUGUUGAGAACUUGGAGAUUUCAUGCGGUAAGAGUAACGAGAGGUUAGGAGCGUAGUACAAUCGACAAUCGACUACAGAAAAAUGGAAAUUUCUCCUAAAAUUCAAAAAUUGGAUCAGACGGUAGUAAACAGGAUUGCAGCUGGUGAGGUUAUCCAACGGCCAGCCAACGCAUUGAAAGAAUUGAUCGAAAAUAGCCUCGAUGCACGAGCUAAUAACAUUCAAAUCCUUGUCAAAGAGGGUGGACUAAAAUUGCUGCAAAUUCAAGACAAUGGAACCGGAAUUAGAAAGGAGGACAUGGAGAUCGUUUGUGAAAGGUUUACAACCAGCAAAUUACAAAAGUUUGAAGAUCUGAGAUCGAUAUCUACGUUCGGAUUUCGAGGAGAAGCUUUGGCAAGCAUAAGCCAUGUUGCAUUGUUGACAAUUAUGACAAAAACUGCUGAUGAAAAAUGUGCAUAUAAAGGAUCGUACAUUGACAGUAAAUUAAAUGGGCAGCUGAAACCUUGUGCUGGAAAUCAAGGUACAACGAUAACAAUUGAAAAUUUAUUUUACAAUGUUUCUACACGGCGAAAGGCACUGUCAAAUAUAUCCGAAGAAUUGAAUAAAAUCGUAGAAGUUGUUACCAAAUAUGCAAUCCAUAAUCCUGCAGUAGCAUUUAUGUUAAAAAAACAAGGAGAUUUAACUCCACAGAUACGAACAAUGUACAACUCGACAAAAGUAAAUAAUAUUCGAAAUCUCUAUGGAAAUUCUAUUGCUCGAGAGCUCCUUGAGAUAGAACAUGCACAUGAAAAAUAUAAAUUUAAAAUGCAAGCUCUUGUGACGAACCCCAAUUAUUCGAGCAAGAGGUUAAUAUUUCUCUUAUUUAUCAAUCACAGGCUUGUUGAGUCGACAUCUAUCCGAAAAAUGCUGGAAGAUUUAUACUCGAUAUAUAUCCCAAAGAGGACACAUCCGUGGUGUUAUUUGUCUCUAGAAAUUAAUCCAAAUAAUAUCGAUGUCAAUGUACACCCAACAAAGCAUGAGGUUAAAUUCCUUCAUGAAGAUGCAAUAAUUGAACAAAUAAAACUUGCUUUAGAUGAGAAACUAGCUAAUAACAGUGCUGCAAGAACCUUUUAUAUGCAAGCAAGAUUACCAGAUGUGAAUAUACCAAAGGAGGUCUUAGAAGAGAUUUUACCAGAAUACCAAAAAGAGAAUUCAGGAAAAUCAAAGAAAACUCAUGCCCGGGAAAUGAUUAGAACCAAUUCUAAUGAUCAGAAACUUGAUAAAUUUAAUUUUACGGUACAUUCUGCGAUGAAACAUAGCAGAAUUAAUUCCAGUAACUCAGAAAUUAAUAUUAAUGACAAUAGAUCAGGGUUGAUUAAUGUCGUUUUUUCCACUGUAGAACAUGCAAUAAAUUCUAAUAAACAAUUUGAAAAGGGGAACGAAUUUCAACUUGAGAGAAAUGCUGGAAAUAAAAAUGAUAAGAAGACUGUAUCUAAAACUGAAAAUAAUGCUGAAAAGGAGAUUGAAUCAACUGAUGACGUUGAGGAUAGUUUUAGUGGAAUUUUAGAUGAACCAAUGCAAUCUAUCCAAGUUCUAAAAUCUAUUAAUGAUACUUCUGUAAAUUACCCAUGUACAUCGAUACAAUCCGAUACGGCACAAGUUAUCCCUUCAGUCCCAAAUAAUAUUGAUUUGUGUGAAUCUAUGGAUGUGUACAUGCAAGAUAAGCAGAAUAAGAUGGAACUUGACACAGGUAACGACAGCACAAAUAAUGUUGCAAAUAAAGCAUUGAAAAGAGUUUAUCAAUACUUUAACAAUGGAAAUGUUAUAGAUCAUAAAAAGAAAAUCAGUGAAAAAAAUCAGAAAAUGUAUACUAAUGAAAGGAUUACAGUGGAUAAUAUUUUAAUAACAUCAAAUAAAAUUCAGAAUGAAAGAGUAAACGAUGUUGAGAUUUCAAAUGUUAUUCAAGAACAACUUUGUAAGGGAAACAUGGUGCAAGAACCAACGACUUCACCAGAACAAUCAGAUACUCUAAACAAAAAAGAAAACGAGGCACAGAACUCAGGAUUUAAAUCAUAUUCAGUGAAUCAUUUCAGACAUGAAGUAAAACUGAUUAGUGUCUUGAAUUUACGCAAGAUGGUAGAAGAUACUUAUCACCAAGGCCUUAGAGAAAUUUUAUCAAAUAUGACCUUUGUUGGUUGCGUUGAUGAAACUUCAGCUCUAAUUCAAAGUGGCGUUAAUCUGUAUAUUUGCAAUACUCAAAAAUUAGCUGAGGAGCUCUUUUACGAGAUAAUGCUGUAUGACUUUGCAAACUAUGGAGUAAUAAAAUUUACGGAACCACUACCUUUGUACGAUAUUGCAAUGUUGGGUUUAGACUUGGAAGAAGCAGGAUGGACAGAAGAAGAUGGAAAAAAGGAAGACUUGGCAGAAAGUGUGAAAGAAUUAUUACUGGAGAAGACGGAUAUGAUGAAGGAGUAUUUUUCUGUUGUCAUUGACAAGGGAGGAAACUUAAGAUCUUUACCAAUACUGUUAGAUAAAUAUUUUCCAAGCGAAGCAGAAAUUCCACUAUAUAUUUUGAGAUUAGCUACAGAAGUAAACUGGAAAAAGGAACAACCUUGUUUCAAUGAUAUUUGCAGGGAAACUGCCAGAUUUUAUAGCCGUAUCGAUAGAAACAGCAAAAUUUAUGAUUGGAAAUAUGUUACAGAACAUGUCUUAUAUGCGGCUAUUAAAGGAAGUUUGUUGCCACCGAAUCAUUUUGCUCAUGACUCGACGAUACUGCAAAUAGCUAGUCUACCUAAUUUAUAUAAAGUUUUUGAAAGAUGUUAAAAAGAUAAUAAUUUUUUAAAAGUAUUUCAAUGGUAUUAAUAACUAAGAAUCUGAACACAAUGUACACAAUUUAUAUUUUUUACAUUAGAGAGUACUUAAUUACAUUAAGCUUGUUUUCAUCCCAUAUGAAUUCCAGGAAAUGUCACUAGUGUAAUACAAAUAUUUUAUUCCACAACAUAUAAUAACGGUGUAAAUAUGACAUGACAUAAUGUAAGGAAUAUAUUCAUAGAUCUGA